GAGAGCAAACCCUGGACCUGGAGUUCACUAUUUCAAGAAAUUAUUAUACUGAAGUAAAAUGCUGCAUGAGUUAGAAAAAGGAAGGAUCCAGAAACAUAUGGCCUGAUUGUUGACAAUGACAUCGAUAAGAGGCUGGCAUUUCUUUCUGUUCUAACCAGCUACUUUAUAACUGUGAAUAGUAACUAUGCGUAUUUGUUGGUCAGCAAAGCCAAGGAACAAGAGCUAUGGCAGUUGAAAAAGUCUGUCUGAUUUCAGGUUAUUUUUCCUGGGUUUCAUCAUCAGAGACCUUCUCCUUUUCAUCUCAUCAACAGUGUGGUAUCUUUUACCAUUCGAUAAAGAGUAAGGACAUGUCCAUUGGUCAGCAACCAGAACUUAAAAUCUGCUGGAAUAAGGUCAGAGACCAUUUCAAUUACAGCUGAGGAAAAUGAAAUUUCCAUUUUAUUCCGUGCCUUGUGUAGGAAGCACACUAACUCUUAACAGAAAGGUGUGACUGAAAAGAGAUUGAGUUUGUCUAAUAGAAACUCACGGUUAUGGCGAGUGACCCAACGUGAUUAGAGGGGGCAAAAGCCACACAGGAACUCAUGACGGGCUAUACCAUGUUGCGGAAUGGGGGAGUGGGGAAUGGAGGUCAAACCUGUAUGUUACGGUGGUCCAACCGGAUCCGACUCACAUGGCUCAGCUUUACGCUCUUCAUUAUUCUGGUGUUCUUCCCUCUGAUUGCUCACUAUUAUCUCACCACUCUGGAUGAGGCUGAUGAGGCAGGCAAGCGGAUUUUUGGCCCAAGGGCUGGUAAUGAACUAUGUGAGGUAAAGCACGUGCUGGAUCUUUGCCGGAUUCGUGAGUCUGUAAGUGAGGAGCUCUUGCAGCUGGAAGCCAAGCGGCAAGAGCUGAACAGUGAAAUUGCCAAGCUGAAUCUGAAGAUUGAAGCCUGUAAGAAGAGUAUUGAGAAUGCCAAGCAGGACCUGCUUCAGCUCAAGAAUGUUAUUAGCCAGACUGAGCACUCUUAUAAAGAGCUGAUGGCGCAAAAUCAGCCCAAACUUUCUCUGCCUAUCCGACUGCUUCCAGAGAAGGAUGAUGCUGGUCUUCCUCCCCCAAAGGUCAUACGGGGAUGCCGGCUGCACAAUUGUUUCGAUUAUUCUCGCUGUCCUCUCACCUCCGGUUUUCCAGUCUAUGUAUAUGACAGUGACCAGUUUGCCUUUGGCAGCUAUCUGGAUCCCUUGGUCAAGCAGGCUUUUCAGGCUACAGCACGAGCCAAUGUGUAUGUUACAGAAAAUGCAGACAUUGCCUGCCUUUAUGUGAUACUAGUGGGAGAAAUACAAGAGCCAGUAGUGCUUCGGCCUGCCGAACUUGAGAAGCAGCUCUCUUCUUUACCACAUUGGCGGACAGAUGGACACAACCAUGUCAUCAUCAAUCUGUCACGGAAGUCGGAUACACAGAACUUACUAUAUAAUGUCAGCACAGGCCGUGCCAUGGUGGCUCAGUCUACUUUCUAUGCUUCCCAGUACAGACCUGGCUUUGACUUGGUAGUAUCGCCACUAGUGCAUGCCAUGUCGGAGCCCAACUUCAUGGAAAUCCCACCACAGGUGCCAGUUAAGCGGAAAUAUCUUUUCACCUUCCAGGGUGAGAAGAUUGAAUCACUGAGAUCCAGCCUUCAGGAGGCCCGCUCCUUUGAAGAAGAAAUGGAAGGUGACCCUCCAGCCGACUACGAUGAUCGUAUCAUUGCCACCUUAAAGGCUGUGCAGGACAGCAGGCUAGAUCAGGUCCUGGUAGAAUUUACCUGCAAAAACCAGCCUAAACCCAGUCUGCCUACAGAGUGGGCACUGUGUGGUGAGCGUGAGGACCGCUUGGAAUUACUGAAGCUUUCCACCUUCGCUCUCAUUAUCACUCCUGGGGACCCUCACUUGGUUAUUUCAUCUGGGUGUGCAACACGGCUCUUUGAAGCCCUGGAAGUUGGUGCUGUCCCAGUUGUGCUAGGGGAGCAAGUACAGCUUCCUUACCAGGACAUGCUGCAGUGGAAUGAGGCAGCCCUGGUGGUGCCCAAGCCGCGUGUUACCGAGGUUCAUUUUCUGUUACGAAGCCUCUCAGAUAGUGAUCUGCUGGCUAUGCGGCGGCAAGGCCGCUUUCUCUGGGAGACUUACUUCUCAACCACUGACAGUAUUUUUAAUACCGUGCUGGCUAUGAUUAGGACUCGCAUACAGAUCCCAGCUGCUCCCAUCCGGGAAGAGGCAGCAGCUGAGAUCCCCCAUCGGUCAGGCAAGGCGGCUGGAACUGACCCUAACAUGGCCGACAAUGGGGACCUGGACCUGGGGCCAGUGGAGACGGAGCCGCCUUAUGCCUCACCCAAAUACCUCCGCAACUUUACUUUGACUGUCACUGAUUUUUACCGCAGCUGGAACUCUGCUCCGGGGCCUUUCCAUCUGUUCCCCCACACACCCUUUGACCCUGUGUUGCCCUCAGAGGCCAAAUUCUUGGGCUCAGGGACUGGAUUUCGGCCUAUUGGGGGUGGAGCUGGGGGUUCUGGCAAGGAGUUUCAGGCAGCACUUGGAGGCAAUGUUCCACGAGAGCAGUUCACAGUGGUGAUGUUGACCUAUGAGCGGGAGGAAGUGCUUAUGAACUCUCUAGAGAGACUGAAUGGCCUCCCUUACCUGAACAAGGUGGUGGUGGUAUGGAAUUCUCCCAAGCUACCGUCGGAGGACCUUCUGUGGCCUGACAUUGGCGUCCCCAUCAUGGUGGUCCGUACUGAGAAGAACAGUUUGAACAAUCGAUUCUUGCCCUGGAAUGAAAUUGAGACAGAGGCCAUCCUGUCUAUUGAUGAUGAUGCUCACCUCCGCCACGAUGAAAUCAUGUUUGGGUUUCGGGUGUGGAGAGAAGCACGGGACCGCAUUGUGGGUUUCCCUGGCCGUUACCAUGCGUGGGACAUCCCUCAUCAGUCCUGGCUCUACAACUCCAACUACUCCUGUGAGCUGUCCAUGGUGCUGACAGGUGCUGCCUUCUUUCACAAGUAUUACGCCUACCUGUAUUCUUACGUGAUGCCCCAGGCCAUCCGAGAUAUGGUGGAUGAAUACAUCAACUGUGAGGACAUUGCCAUGAACUUCCUUGUCUCCCACAUCACUCGGAAACCCCCCAUCAAGGUGACCUCUCGGUGGACCUUCCGCUGCCCAGGAUGCCCUCAGGCCCUGUCACACGAUGAUUCCCACUUUCAUGAGCGGCACAAAUGUAUCAACUUUUUUGUCAAGGUGUACGGCUAUAUGCCCCUACUGUACACUCAAUUCAGGGUGGACUCUGUGCUCUUCAAGACCCGCCUGCCCCACGACAAGACCAAGUGCUUCAAGUUCAUCUAGGGGCAUUGCAAGUUUUGGGGAGAGGAUGAGCAGAGUGGGGGAGAUGGUUCCUAAGGUUCCUCGACGUUGAAGGGCCUCAGGGCCACCCGCUGGGCGGGUGGCCCAAACCCCUGCUGGGAGAGGUGGCGGGAAGAGUGGGAAGGAAAUAGCCUUCUUUCCCUUAAAGUCGGCCACACUGGGCCCGGAACCCUGGUCGGAGGACGCAGGGGUUCCCUACACAGGGCACUGACUGAUAGCUUACACUGAGGAUCUUGGGGACUCCGGGGAGUCACUCACGCAGUUCAUAAGCCCAGGACAGCUGGUUUGUGGUUUUUAAAUUCAGUAACAACUAUUAUUAUUAUUUAAAAGGAGAAAGUUUCAGAUUUGCCAUUCGAGGCUUAUUUAUAUAUAUGUGCGUAUAUAUAUGUAUAUAUAUAUGCACACACACAUUCUCACAUACAUAUACAUAUACAUAUAUAGAGAGGGAGAGAUAGAUUUGGGGGGCAAUUUGAGAUUUCUGCCUGUUUCACAAAGUGAGGGACCCACUGAGUUUCCUGAUGUUCUGUACGUUGGUGGAGAUGGAGCCUGGCCUUAUGGUAUCUGGCUCAUCCUUAAAGAUCAUCUCUGUAUUCCCCAGGGCAUCUGCGUGCAGAAACAAAGGGCAGGCUUGGCCCUCCUAGGGGGCCCUGGACGAGAUAAGCCCUCUUGGUUUGUUCCUUCCUCCAUCUGUUGCCAACAGGUGAUCUGGAGCUUGCGACCUCCUGUCACUUGAGUCCGUGGGGAGGACCUGCACCUUUGGGAACAGCGGGGCUUCCCUGUGCUGGAUUGAGUGUUUUUGAGGAUUCAUCGCUAGGUUGAGCUGUCCCAGAACUGGUCCUUGCACACCCAUUCUCUCCCGUUUGAAAGAGAAGAAUGAGGAAGGAGUGAGACCUGAAGACAGCGCUCCCAGCUGGCUCUUUUUGUUCGGCCCUCCUUUUGAAACACACGUUGUGCUUUGGCUUCAGGCUUUCCUGGAAGUUCUCCCGUGUAAGAGAACAGAGAGCUGGCAGGCCGCACCUCCAGCUGUGAUCUGAAGUGGUCUGCAGGUUGGCCUACUCUCUCUGGCGUAGAACGAGCGAGCAUCCUUUGUGGACCCCCACCCGGCUGGCCGGGAAGUCUUACAGCAAGGCGCCUGCCUUGGGAUAAAUACCUUGGUGAAAUUCACCUUCCCUCCACCUUUGUCUGGACCUAUGCCCUGUGUUACCUGUAGUUUUUAGAUCCCUUAUGCCAGGUUGUCCCAGGACCCCUUGAGAUUUGGUAUGUGCCAGAAUGCUAAGAAGAUAGGCUCCAUUCCUGCCUGAGAUUUCACAGGCAUUCAUACCCAUGUUACCACUUUCCACUCUGGGUUUACAUUUCUAUUCCCUGGUUGAAACGGAAAUAAGCUAGUUUUGUUUUUUUUUUUUUUUUUUUUUUGUGUGGGUGGCAGUAGGAGAACCGGAGAGGGUGUCGGUGGCAUCUGGCAGGGAUUUAACCCAUGACUUCUACCAUUUUCCUGGACCCCACUUUCUUGCAGUGAAGUUGAAUACAGGUGGUUUCCCACAGCUGGACAAAAGCUCAGGUCUGUCCUGGUCAUGUACAUGCCUUAAGCCAGUUCCGUCUUCCCCAGACCUUGACAUCCUGUGCUGCUCUUUCUUGGGGGCACAUUCUCUGACCUGUCUCAGUGGGUCUCUGCAAGUAGCAUUUUGAAGCCAGGUGACAGAACCUGUAGACCCCACCCGGGUAGAGGGCUAGCUGGACCUAAAGGACCUCUCCUUAUUGGCAGACAAGACCAGGGCAGCUCCCAGGGCUUGUGGCCGCUAGAGGUUCCCACUGGCAUUUUCUUGUCGCUCUCCUACAGAGGCAGCUACCCAGGAAAUCCGGUUCUGCUUCUCAGCAGCCCAGCAAAGGGGUCCAGACUCCCUGUACCCUAACUUUCUAACUACCCUUUCCUUGACUCCGAACUAUUCUUUUUAGUGGUAGCCUUCUUCCCUCCGGGGAGCCAAAGAGUGUGGUGUUUUGAGCUAUAUAUGUGGCUGCUAUUUUUAUCUUGUUUAUUUUAAUGUAAGGAACUCAUAAACUGGCUUUCAGUGGGACCCGGUGAGAAAAGCGCAGUCUGUGUUAGGAGCCCCUGUCGUGGAGCCAGGCUGGGGGGUCCCCGAAUGCUGUUGGGAGAUCCAGGAGGAGCCGAGUGUUCUGAGAUUCUGGAUGACAUGAACGUCUACUGCAGGGAGGGUUAUGGUGUCAGAGCCGCAAACGAGGCGAGCGCUAUUUGGACCUAACAGGACACUAACCUGAGGGACUCCAAGCAGCAGGCUCUGCUGGACACUGGCCAUGUGCCUAAGGGACGCGGCUCAGGAGCAAGAGGCCGGGCAGUCAGACCUUUUACGUUGCUCGGUUAGGCGCUCCUGGAGAGUGACUGCUGUUUUCUGCGAGGUGGCCGCGGGGAGGCCCAGCACACGCUUCGAAUGCCCUUGAUGCCCAUCUGUCCCGCUGGGAAACGGACGUCCUGUACACCACGUGACUGGGACUCCUCUGGAACACGCGAACGGCUCUGCGGGCUCACAUGGUUUCCCCGGCCGUCCACAGGUCACCCCUUGCCGCCUGGGCCCAGGAUGUCCUCGUCCCGAGCUAGCCAGUUUGCUCUCCACCCCGAGGGGCACUCCCCUACGGGAGAGUGUCCCCAAGGUGCUCCUGGGGCCGUCUGAGCGUCUGCGCUGCUGACGGUGGUUUUCCGCGCCGUGCGCGCUGCUGCUCCUCGAGCCCAGGCCUGGGCGCGGUCGGCGGGACCCUGGCUGGGCGGGUGGGAGCCCCUCAGCCGCGGCCUGUGCGUGUGCGCAGGCAGCUCCCGGUUUGAAAUGAUGCUGUUUUGCAGGGGGAAGCUCUUUGAUGUCCAUGCCAUGUCCAUCCACCCCACCCCCCUUUUCCAGUCAUGAGCACAAUAGUCUUAUGUUGGAUUUUUGUAAAAAAAAUAAAAAUAAAAAUAAAAAUAAAU
Molecule: messenger RNA, 6330 nt
Organism: Callorhinus ursinus (northern fur seal)
Lineage: Eukaryota; Metazoa; Chordata; Mammalia; Carnivora; Otariidae
Gene: EXTL3
Product: exostosin like glycosyltransferase 3
Cellular component (GO): membrane
Molecular function (GO): glycosyltransferase activity
Source: RefSeq, a predicted model, not a curated record